CCCCCCCCCCCCCCCCCCCCCCCCGGAGGCUGAGGCGUGACCCUUAACAGAGCACAGAGCCCUGGGCUUCUAGCCCGGACCGAGUCCUGGCACAGGGAGGACUGGAUUCCACUGUGUCUCCCUGAAGCUGUAGGAGGACUCCCGCGACAGCCUGGAGCCAGGCUCUCUCAAGUCAGGUCAAGAGGCCAGUUUAAUCCGGGGCUCGAAGGUCGCUGUUACUGAUCAGAACAACUUGUCGGUGACCCUGAACAAGCUUCUUGACCUGCGUGCACCUCAGCUUCCCCAGGAAACAGAGAUGGCCACCAACCCUAAGGAUGCCGGAGCUGGAGGCGGGGUCCGGCCUCGCGCGCUAUGGCUGUCUGGGUCAAUAGCACAGCACACCCCCAGGCCUUGAACUCUGAACAGCGCCUCCACUGCUCCCUGAAGCCCCAGUGCCAGCCGCAGGGACCUGCAGCAGCUUCCCAGGGCCAUCCCCUCCAUCUCAGGCCACCUCUUGCCCUCUUCCCCUGCCUCUGAGCCCCUCGGCCGGUUCCUUCCUCCCCAUCCGGGGACAGGCUCAGGCUUCCAGGCACUUCCCCAUCAGAAACGCUCAGCUGCCCUUCACCCUUUGCUCCGGGAACCCAAACCCUCAAGGAACCCGCUCUCCCUCUCCUUCCCAUGGAAGCCACCGCGACCCAGCUCACUGUCCCUUGAUCCCCAGUGGGCAUGGCUCCAGCCUCCUGUCUCUGGAGCCAGCCUUCUUCUCAUCCUGAAGAUCCUGCAGCCUGAUGAACUCUGAAACGCCUCAAGUCCCAGUUGCACAGAUUACCAGCCACAUGGCCCCCAAUUCCCCAAGCCGUCUGCACCGUGGUCUUUUCAUCCAAAGUCUGCUGGUAACCACACCUACACUUCAUAGGGCUGCUGGGGAGGACCAUGCUGUGAACCACAGGCUACUUGUCGGGCCCAGGGUCCCGGGGCUCCUGGAGACAACCGGCCAAUGCCGUGUGCAUGUAAAAGGGUCAGGAGAGGAGUGGGUCCAGGAUCGGGGUGCCCAGCCUGGAUGGCACUCUCGGCUCUGCUUCCGGCCCAGCCACCAGAGGCGAAGGAGAAGGCAGAGCAUGAACCUUGAGCACGUGAGCUGUGAUUAUUUCCUGCUUCUUUCAGUUCCUUCUUCCCUUCAUCUCCCGGCCAACUUCCCUACGCCCUCGCUCAGGCUGCGCCAUGGGGUUCGAGCCCCUGCCUUGACCUGCGGACUCUCAUUCUUCCCUCCCCAGCGCCUGUGCUGUCCUGUCGUGGUAGGAGCCAUUGACUCAGUGGGGCGGGGGGGGGGGGGGGAGUUCGGGGCAGAACCUGGCAGCAAGGUGGUCACUGUCCUCCGCAGGCUGUUUGUAAAGGGGGCGGGGUGGUCCUGGGAGCGCGGCCGUGAAGACGGACGCCAGGCCACACAAGCCGCGCGACUCCCUCCCCAUCACCCUGCCGCCCCAGUCCAGCGCUUCUCAGUGGGGGUGGCGUUGGCCCCCAGGGGGACGUCUGGCAGCGUCUGGAGACAUUUCUGUCACAACCAAGGGGGUGCUACUGGCAUCGGGUGGGCGGAGGCUGGCGGGGCAACGCCUCAUCCUACGACUCAGAAUGAGCGGGCUCUGCGUGGGCCUCCGACCACUUGGGUUCCAGACACUCUGGGGAAGCGGACCAAGGCUCCAAGCCCUCUCCCCUGAGAAGAGUGCACAUGCGCACGUGCAGUUACUACACUUUACAACAGGAUCUCUGGAAGUGCUUGUAACCCCCCGCCCCGUGGUUGUCCGUCCAUCCAUCCCGGAGGAGAUUCCGGCUCUGCUGUGCUGCUGGUCUACACGCCACAGUGAGGCACCUGCACUGCAGUCUGCCCUCCGCGCCCUCCUCGCCUUCCUCCUUUCCAACCAACAGGCUCAGUGGGAGUCAGACAGGUGCUCUGUGAAAGAGAGGGAUUCGAGGUGUGAGGCCUCAGCUCUAGAACAGCGCCAGCCCUCAGAAGCAGGACGCGCUCACCGGUGGGUAGCUGUCCCCAUGUCUCAGGCACAGUGGCAGGGAGGAGGUGACCACGAAGGUGACGGCGGUGUUCCCUAAGGCCCCAGAUCUGGAGCAUCAUCGCCCUGGUCCCACCGAGCCGGGCCUACUGAGAAGACACGGACGAGGCUAUGGGGGCAGCUGGGCCCCACGUGACCAUGAUCAAGUCACCCUACUUGCCGGACCUGUUACCUCAUCUGAAGGAGAGGGGAAUCCUCGCACUCUUCACCAGCACCCUUCCAGCGGGGAUGGGGUUCUCGCCUCUGUCCUCCGCCAUCCUCGGGGCCAUCCUAUCGACCCUUCGCCCCUCCAAAGCUCCACAAACAUCCCCUCGACACAUAAAUCAAAAUGAAAAGCUACAAAGGACGCUGCUUAUAACAAGGUUUUAAUAAAAUAAAAAGUUCAAGUGCUUUCAAUCCCCCAA
Messenger RNA from Acinonyx jubatus (cheetah), 2446 nucleotides. RefSeq lists its product as uncharacterized. The coding region runs from base 768 to 1694 and encodes 308 amino acids. Lineage: Eukaryota; Metazoa; Chordata; Mammalia; Carnivora; Felidae. The record is from RefSeq and is a predicted model, not a curated record. The transcript is spliced from 5 exons.